This is a messenger RNA of Sorghum bicolor (sorghum), 757 nucleotides long. RefSeq names its product Bowman-Birk type trypsin inhibitor. NCBI's taxonomy places the organism in Eukaryota, Viridiplantae, Streptophyta, Magnoliopsida, Poales, Poaceae. Gene Ontology annotation, cellular component: extracellular region. Gene Ontology annotation, molecular function: serine-type endopeptidase inhibitor activity. The transcript has 2 exons. The coding region runs from base 86 to 418 and encodes 110 amino acids. The record is from RefSeq and is a predicted model, not a curated record.
CCUCUUACAUAGCCAUCGUCAGUACCCAGUACACGAAGGAAAAAAAAUAGCACACUGUGGCCCGUUCUUGCGAGGAGAAACAAAGAUGAGGUCUCAGGUGAUACUCGUCGUCGUCACUCUGGCUCUUCUCGGCGUCCUCGCAGCUCUGCCGCUCGGCGAAGGCUCGUCAUGGCCGUGCUGCGACAACUGCGGUAUUUGCAACAGGAUGAUCCCGCCGAAGUGCCGGUGCAAUGACAUUUCGCCGCACGGGUGCCACCCCAAGUGCAACAAGUGCGUCACCAACACGCUCACCGCCGCCGGCGACGACGAUGGAACCGGCCCCGUCCGCGCCUACUACUGCGCGGACAUGAUCACAAACUUCUGUAAGCGCCGCUGCUCGCCGGCGCCGGCUGCGGCGUUCCUGGGUGAGGUCUUCUGAUGGCAUCCGUCGAUGGGACGCCGCCGUCGAUCUGCUGCAACCGGCAUGCCAUGCCAAGUCGAGUUUGCUUCUCUCGAUCGAGCUUCGUCGGAGAAGAAAUAAAUAAAUGUCGCCGCUCGAUUGGCUACGUAUGCUUGCUCUUGCUCGUCGUCAGUGUUUUAGUGUUUACCGAAUAAAGAGCUAGUAGUCAUAUGCAUGCAUGCAUGCAUGCAUGCUAGCACUGUUGGUGUUGGUUUUCGUUUACCAGCUAGCUAUAUAGUUCGUGAGGUCCUUUGGUUUUUGUUCCCUUCGAAUCUGUUUAUUAUCGUGUCGAAUCAAUCGUGACAAUUAUCUUUGUUA